Xiphophorus couchianus (Monterrey platyfish) is the source of this 2482-nucleotide messenger RNA. RefSeq names its product Ral GEF with PH domain and SH3 binding motif 2 (gene ralgps2). Gene Ontology annotation, molecular function: guanyl-nucleotide exchange factor activity. Gene Ontology annotation, cellular component: plasma membrane. Gene Ontology annotation, biological process: Ras protein signal transduction. Bases 476 to 2233 code for a protein of 585 amino acids. The record is from RefSeq and is a predicted model, not a curated record. NCBI's taxonomy places the organism in Eukaryota, Metazoa, Chordata, Actinopteri, Cyprinodontiformes, Poeciliidae. The transcript is spliced from 21 exons.
ACUGUACUAGUCAACAAUAAUGCCGAGAAUGACAAGAGAUCUCUGUACUUGAAGAUACUAAAGGCAGGUCUGCUGAGGAUGAUGAGCAGCCUGCCCCAGUUAGCACCCUGGAAGCUCCGCCCGUCGGUCGGCUGUGCGCCUCCUCAGCUCUCAUUCAAAACACAACACAGCUGUUGCGAGACGCGCUGUUGUGCAGCGGAGCGUUGUGGUUUAUAGCAAACUGCGAAGCGCCGUCCUCUGAUGUGCCCGCUGGAGUACCAUCAGACGGAGACGGAGGAAAACGGGGCAUUUCAGCUGCAGAAGCAGACCUCUGAGAAGGAGUGGACCCGAUAGAGAGGGAGAGAAGAGAAUACAGAGAAACAAGCAGCUUCCCCUCUGGCACUAUGUGCAUCUGACACACAUCUACUAGAGAGGCCGAGCAGGCUUUACCGCAGCUGAGAGCGAUGACUGGUCUCCUGCGUUGAAGCUCGAUGGUAUGGGAAUGAUGGACCUCCCUAAUGGCCAAUCAAGCAUCUCCAACACGGCUGCAACAGCCUCUGAGAAGAGCAGCAGCUCAGAGUCUCUCAGCGAUAAGGCCUCUUCCGAGCUGAAGAAGAGUUUUGACGCCGUCGUGUUCGACGUGUUGAAGGUCACUCCCGAGGAGUAUGCGGGCCAGAUCACCCUCAUGGACGCUCCUGUGUUCAAAGCCAUCCAACCAGACGAGCUUUCUAGCUGUGGCUGGAACAAGAAGGAGAAGCACAGCUCCGCUCCGAAUGUCGUGGCCUUCACCCGCAGGUUCAAUCAGACAAGUUUCUGGGUGGUAAGAGAGAUCCUCCACGCUCAAACGCUGAAGAUCCGAGCCGAAGUGCUGAGUCUGUACAUCCGCACUGCCAAGAAACUGUGUGACAUGAACAACCUCCACGCUGUCAUGGCGGUGGUGUCGGGGUUACAAAGUGCGCCCAUCUUCAGGCUCACAAAAACGUGGGCGUUACUGAGUCGAAAGGACAAGUCUACGUUUGAUAGGCUCGACUACCUGAUGUCCAAAGAAGACAACUACAAACGUCUGAGAGACUUCAUCAGCAGCCAGAGCAUGGUCUCUUGCAUACCGUACCUAGGGAUGUACCUGUCCGACGUGACCUACAUCGACUCGGCCUACCCGUCCACAGGCAGCAUAUUGGAGAACGAGCAGCGGUCCAACCUGAUGAACAACAUCCUCCGAAUCAUAUCGGACCUGCAGAGAUCUUGCACCUACGAUAUCCCAGUGUUGCCUCACAUCCAGAAGUAUUUGAACUCUGUCAGGUACAUCGAGGAGCUGCAGAAGUUUGUGGAGGAUGAAAAUUACAAGUUGUCUCAGAAGAUCGAGCCAGGCACCAGCACCCCUCGAGCCAACGCCUCCAAAGAGGAUCUUGUUGGUCAGGAAGUGUCGUCCUCCCCUCUCUGCGGUCGUAAGGGUUCCGUAGCGGCCGACGUCCCCGCCACUCCUCCGUCCCCCAGGAACCUGCUGCCCUACGGACACAGGAAGUGCCACAGCCUGGGCUACAAUUUUAUCCAUAAGAUGAACACAGUAGAGUUUAAAAGCGCCACAUUUCCCAACGCUGGCUCCCGUCAUCUGCUGGAUGACAGUGUGUUGGAGAGCCACAGUCCCAGCAGGGGACAGGCAGAGAGCUCAACUCUGUCCAGUGGCAUUUCACUCGGGAGCAGUGAGGGCUCCGAGCUCAGUGAAGAGAUGUCUUGGCCAGCUUUUGAGAGGACUCGGUUCUAUCACUCUCUGGGCCCAGUGACCCGUGUGGCCCGCAUCCCGUACAGAGGAGUCCUGAGGCCCAGCAGCUCGGCUGAGUCGGAGGAACUUGCCGUUCACCUUUAUCCCGGAGCCGUCACCGUCCAAGGGGUGCUGAGACGGAAGACCGUGCUCAAAGAGGGCAAGAAACCAACCGUGGCAUCUUGGACCAAAUACUGGGUCGCGCUUUGUGGAACUCAGCUUUACUACUACCCUGCCAAGUCCCUGAAGGCCACAGAGAGGAAGCAUUUUAAGUCCACGUCCAGCAAGAGCGUGUGUGUGGUGGGUCUCAUGGCCAUGAUGGCCGACGAUCCAGAACAUCCUGACGUCUUCUUGCUGACCGACUCUGAGCAAGGUAACACCUACAAGUACCAGGCAGGAAACAGGAUGAACGCUUUGCUCUGGUUCAAACAUCUUAGUGCUGCCUGUCAGAGCAAUAGGCAACAGGUGCCAGCCAAUCUGAUGUCAUUUGAGUGAGCGGACGGUGAGAAGAGAGGGUUGAGGAAACGGAAGCGAGGAGGACGAGGAAGUGGAAGCUUUCACUGCCAUGAGCCCCGACAGACCGACUCUCACCCCCCUCCGACCUCACCGCAGCCUCACCUGCCACUACUGCCUUAACCAGAGUUCCUAGUUGUGUCUGUGUGUGUGAGCGCAGGUCUGUGUGGAGACAAGCGACUGCUUUGGAUGUGCUGACCACUGAACAAGGACCUGCACCACUGCUCCCGA